Molecule: messenger RNA, 807 nt
Organism: Acaulospora morrowiae
Lineage: Eukaryota; Fungi; Glomeromycota; Glomeromycetes; Diversisporales; Acaulosporaceae
Source: the annotation of a GenBank genome assembly
AUGCAGACACCCUUUGAGAAGCGAGUCGCCGAAACGUACGACCGAGCUCUUCGACGUGGUGAACUGAGCUUCAUAGAGAGCACCGUGAUCAAGAUCGUGGAAAAAGACAUAGAGUUUGAAUUGCGACUCUCUCCAAGUUUAGCCAAGAAACCUGUGGGAGACUUGGACAAACCCGAGGAAGCUACCCCGAAACCCAAGAUUGACCCCUUUUUACCAUAUAAUCAAGAAUUAUUUGUGCAAGAGCGCGGAAAGCAUGUUAUUCUCCUAAAUAAGUUUUGCGUAAUCCCUCACCAUCUCUUGGUGGUUACCAAAGAAUAUGAGAAACAAACGGAACCGCUUAACCCGGAAGACCUGGAAGUUGUGUGGUAUUGCAUGAUGCAGAUAAAAAAUCAACUAUCCCUCGCAUUCUAUAAUUGUGGCGAGUUUUCGGGAGAAAUCUUUGAAUUUUCCGGAUUACCAUUUGUUCAUUAUGUAGCGCUUCUUGAUCCCAAAAAAUUAGGUGGUUCCAAACACGGUGAAUACCUGAAUGAAUUAUAUCGUUCCUUACUUGACGUUCUAAUCGAAGGCUUUCGCGACCAAUCAUCAUCGUCCGACGCCGUCUCACCAUCUUACAAUUUUGUGGUUACUCACACGUGGGUGAUGAUUGUGCCGCGACGUUGUGAAAAAUAUGAAUAUGUGUCGGUUAACUCGUUAGGAUUUGUUGGAAUGUUGCUCUUGAGAAGCAACGAGGAAUUAGAAUUUGCAAAAAAGGUUGGAUUGUUAAAAAUUUUGGAAAGUGUUGGGAUACCAAGGGAGCCGAGUGUGUAA